AUCGAUUCCCGGCAAUAUUGAUUAAUUACGAACCAGCAAUACUUGAAAAUAUGUAUUUAUUUUGAUUUGGUCAACUGGACUCUAUAGAAUUCGCUCGGUUAAAAAACGGUUUAGUUCGCUUGGUUUGACCAGUUAUAGCUUAAAACAACAACUGUAGAAGAGAAAAAUAGAGAUUCUGAGCAAAAAAGGAAUUUUGAAAUUGUCGAAAAAAGAACGUAAAACUAGUUUUAUAACAAACUUACAAACUUUAUUUUUAAUCAGCAAACAGUAUCGUGAAAUAAAUAACUAGUAGUUGUAGUAGGAACUCAAGGUCUUAACAAAGCUUCUGUUCCUUUGUUGAUUUCGAAGAUUUAUGUUGUCAGUGUGUUGUGUAUUUUUUGAAUCUUCUUUUUGGUAUUUCGUGUCUUCUAUCUUUUGUCCUUUGACUUUUGUGUCUGCUGUGUCUUUAGUGUCUUCUGUGUUUUCUUCUAUUGUUUUCUGUCUUCUGAAUCUUCAGUAUGUUGUGUUUUCUAUUAAAUUUCUGAUGUCUUGUUCUUUUAUGUUUUCUGUAUAUUUUUGGUCUUUUUUUUUGUCUUAUGUGUUGAUCAAGGAAGCUUGACAAAAUCAGUAUUUCUGCCAAGUGUCAAAAAUGCCUCAGCGGCCGCACAGGCACACCGCCGGCGGAAAAAUCAGUUUCGUCACUCGGCACGUGUGUAAACUCGAUCGUUUAGAACUCCAACGUGAACUGCCUCGUGUGGCUCCUUUCGCCCCCGCUUACAAGAAAUGUUUGUACAGUUUUCGCAAAUGGACAGUUGUCAGUCGUUACAACCCCGAAAGCAAAUUAUACUUCCGAAGCAAUUUGUCCCUGUUCAAGGAGCAACAGCGUCAACUCCGCAACAAAAAACUCCGAAUGGUUAUUCAUCCUUUGAGCAAAUUUGCAAUGUAUCGCAAAAUGUUUAUUGGUUUUCUGUGGAUGAUCGCGUUCGUCAUUGAUCCGCUUUUCAAUGCUUUUAUCUCUCCUUUCUACACAGUGGCCAAAGAUGUGAAAUACAAAGAGGUGACACCACAGGAAUUGAUCCUCAUGAUUAUGAAUUGUGUGUUUCUUGUUGAUACAAUUGUUCAGUUUUUCAUGGGGUUUUUGGUGCCUCGGACCAAGGAGAUAGUGCUUGACCCGCAGAGGGUGGCUAGAGAGUACCUCAACGCGUACUUUUUGUACGAUUUUAUUCCGGCUGUUUACGGGAUUAUUUACUAUGUCUGUAAUAUUGAGUAUCUGAAGGACUUGUUCAAGAUUUCGAUACGCGUUCGUCUCUGGCUCAAAAUACCUCCAGUGUAUGCCGUUCGUUUCGUCCGGAUUAAUUCAAUGUUGGAGUACAUCGUCCACACUUUGCAGUUUUUCAGAGUGCGCGAAUCCUUUAUCAAAUGCAUCACAAUUGCGUUAAUGAUGAUGUUGAUUAUCCACUGGUGGACUUGCGUCCUUUACAUUCUUCCCGUCAUAACCUACUAUGAGCGUUUCCCUCUUUCCAACUCCUACAUUCUUAAAACCACUCUUGGCACUAAUCGCCCCCUUGAUAACGUCUACGUUGAUUGCCUUCUUUGCACAGUUUGUCAUUUCUUUGGAGCUGGCACAGGCAAUAUCGAAACUGAAAACCCUUUUGAACAACUAGUCCUCGCAUUGAUUCUCAUCUGCGGAAUCGCAUGUCACAUUUAUGUCAUUGCUGAGGUCCUCCAUCUCUUCGGAACCAUCAAUGUUUCGGAGGCCAAAUACGAAGAACUCAUCUACCAACUAAACGAGUACAUGGUUACGAAAAAACUCCCUUUCAUGUUGCGAAAACGCCUCCUAAUGUACUACGAGUACCGCUACCAAAAACACUUCUUCAUGGAACACCUUAUCCUCAACUCGCUUUCUGAACACCUCCGCUACGAGAUCCUCUUGUACGGCUGCCGCAAUUUGAUAAACAAAGUCAAACUGUUCCAAGGAGCCCCGAAACAAGUGAUUGGCGCUCUUGUCGCAUUGCUCAAACAGGAGAUUUUUUUACCCGACGAUAAGGUCGUCAAACUGGAGACUGUGAACAAUAACGUGUACUUUAUUUCCUACGGAACGGUAGCGGUGUGUCUACCAGAUGGUAGGGAAGCGUUUCAUAUGGAAGAUGGCCAACACUUUGGGGAAAUGUACCUCGUAACGCAAGAGCAUUAUAUGGCCGAAAUAGUCGCAGUCGAAAUCACCGAAGUGUAUUAUUUGGAUAGUAGAGAUUUCUGGUACGUGGUGUCCACGCAUCCGGAACUUGCCGAUAAUUUGGAGAAGACUGCGUUGGUUAAGGCAGUGGCGCUUAAGGAGAUUGCCGCAGCGCUGGACACUGCCAUAGACACUUCGGAUAUUUUGAUGGAGCUGAGGAAGGGGCACAUUAUUAAGUCGGGGCGUAAGCGAUAAAAACAGUUUUAAGCCCAGUUUUGUACAGAUAGUGGAUAAUAAAAUAUCGUUUUUUCUUUUUUAUA
Molecule: messenger RNA, 2472 nt
Organism: Tribolium castaneum (red flour beetle)
Lineage: Eukaryota; Metazoa; Arthropoda; Insecta; Coleoptera; Tenebrionidae
Product: potassium/sodium hyperpolarization-activated cyclic nucleotide-gated channel 2-like
Exons: 1
Coding region: 629-2407 (592 amino acids)
Biological process (GO): potassium ion transmembrane transport; regulation of membrane depolarization; sodium ion transmembrane transport
Cellular component (GO): HCN channel complex
Molecular function (GO): voltage-gated potassium channel activity
Source: RefSeq, a predicted model, not a curated record